AUGCCGUUUUUUCUUCUCCUGUGUAAGCAGAUGGAGGAGCAGCUGGCGAGGCUGCAGGAGGGGCUGCAGGCGGCGGUCCGCCGCCUGGAGGGCCUCGAGGCGGCGCAGGGGGCCGCCGAGGCGGCGGUGCACGGGCAGCUGGGCAUGCUGGAGGCCGACCAGGGGGACCUGCAGGCCCAGGGCACGACGUUCGGCAUGCGCAUCGAGGCCCUCGAGAAGGUGCAGACGUCCCACGUGGCCGACAUCAAAGACCUGCAGAAGAGGCUCAGGAGGGAGGAGAAUCGCCUGAACGAGAUCGCCCAGUUCACCAGCGUCGUCCAGGAGGACAAGAUAUCCAGCCUCGAAGAGAAGCUCGACGACAUGCAGCUCAGGAUGGACGGCAAGGGCAGCUCCUUCCCGGCGCCCCUGGCCCCGGCGGCGGCGCCCGAGCGGGCGGAGGGCGCCCCCCCGCCCGAGCAGGAAGGCAGGCUCGUCGCCAUCGAGCAGAGCAUCGCGGAGCUCAGUGCGCGGAUGGCGGCUUCCCAGGACUGCGGAGCACCGGCGCAGGUGCCCCCCUUGGCCUUGGCGCGCCCUGCUGCUGAGCCCGACGCCUCUGCCUCACAGCAGGAGAAGAUGACCGCUCUUGAGCGAAGGGUCGAGGUGGCGAUCGACGAGCUCCACUCGUGGAUCGCCACGCAGAACCGCGUUGCCACUCCCAGGCAGGGGCCAGCCACCCCCCGGCAGACGCUGGGCACGCCCCGGAUGUCGCCGAGGGAUGCUGGGAAGCCCGUGCUGGCGAAGCUGCCGCUGGGCAGCCUCGCGGUCGCCCGGGGGCUGUCGCCCCUGCCGGAGGCCGAGCGGGAGCUGGAGGAGGCGGGCGCGGCGGGCCCGGGCGCGGCGGGCGCGGGCCCCGCGGGGCGGGCGGCCGCGGAGCCGCAGGGCGAGCCGGGGGAGGACGCCUACUCUCCUGUGGACGUGCUCGCGUGGGCGCAGUGGGACAACGGAACCUAG
Molecule: messenger RNA, 990 nt
Organism: Prorocentrum cordatum
Lineage: Eukaryota; Dinophyceae; Prorocentrales; Prorocentraceae
Source: the annotation of a GenBank genome assembly